Molecule: messenger RNA, 4092 nt
Organism: Pungitius pungitius (ninespine stickleback)
Lineage: Eukaryota; Metazoa; Chordata; Actinopteri; Perciformes; Gasterosteidae
Gene: snx27b
Product: sorting nexin 27b
Exons: 13
Coding region: 223-1950 (575 amino acids)
Biological process (GO): signal transduction; intracellular protein transport; endocytic recycling
Cellular component (GO): early endosome
Molecular function (GO): protein binding; phosphatidylinositol-3-phosphate binding
Source: RefSeq, a predicted model, not a curated record
CAAUAGAAGCACGUGCCCUACCUAGGAAACUAGCCGAUACACUCGUGACCCGAAUGGAACGCAUCCUCGAGCGGUCUCGUAAACCAUCGGACACUCUCGGCUUUUCCCGUCGAUCUCGGUCGGUUAGCUAGCCAGGCUGAUUAGCCUGUUACUACAUGCUAAUGUUUUUGGAACAUUUGAUGUCAGCGGAAUUUGAGUGGAUGAUACAAAGAGUGUAGAAAAAUGGCGGACGUCGAGGGACAAGGAAUUUGCUCAACGGUCCCUGAGUUGCCUCACCCUUCUUCUCGCAACGGCUCCGGUAGCGGUAACGUUACACCGGACACCGGCGGCGGCUGCCAGACGGCAACAACCGUUACUUCGGGCCCGCGGCUAGUGCGAGUAGUGAAGUCUGACUCUGGCUACGGUUUCAAUGUCCGGGGACAAGUUAGCGAGGGCGGACAGCUGCGGAGCAUCAACGGGGAACUGUACCCUCCUCUGCAGCAUGUCAGCGCUGUCCUACCGGGAGGUGCCGCCGACAGAGCCGGUAUUUCGAAGGGAGACAGGAUUCUCGAAGUUAAUGGUGUGAAUGUAGAGGGAGCGACCCACAAGCAGGUGGUGGACCUGAUCCGGGCUGGGGAGAGGGAGCUGGCGCUGGCCGUGCUGUCCGUCCCUCCCCAGGAGGCCGACUGCUUGGAUCCGGGAGACGACAUUUCAGCCCAGUCCUGCUACGACUACUCCGACAAGCAGGCCGUCCCCAUCUCUGUGCCGAGCUACAAACACACCGAACUCAACCAGGAAAAGUUUGUGGUAUACAAUGUGUACAUGGCAGGCCGGCAGCUGUGCUCCAAGCGUUACCGCGAGUUUGUAAUCCUACACCAAAACCUGAAGAGGGAGUUCGCCAUCUUUACGUUCCCCAAGCUGCCCGGGAAAUGGCCUUUUUCCUUGUCGGAGCAGCAGCUUGACGCGCGACGCAGAGGCCUUGAAGAAUACCUGGAGAAAGUGUGCUCCGUACGGGUGAUUGGAGAAAGUGACAUCAUGCAGGAGUUCCUGUCUGAAUCGGAUGAGAACUAUAACGGCGUGUCAGAUGUGGAGUUGAGGAUAGCGAUGCCAGACAAAACCCCGCUCACUGUUAGAGUUUGCAAAAAUUCUACCACUGACCAGGUGUACCAGGCUGUGGUGAUGAAGCUGGGGAUGGACAGCGUAACAGCCAGCUAUUUUGCUCUGUUUGAGGUCAUCAACCACACCUUUGUGCGAAAGCUCGCCCCGAACGAGUUCCCCCACAAACUGUAUGUGCAGAACUACACGUCGGCCAUCGCAGGAACCUGCCUCACCCUGCGCAAGUGGCUCUUCACUACGGAAGAGGAGAUUCUGCUCAAUGACAACCAGCUUGCUGUCAACUACUUCUUUCACCAGGCUGUAGAUGAUGUGAAGAAAGGCUUCAUCAAAGCAGAGCAGAAGUCCUACCAGCUGCAAAAGCUGGCUGAGCAGAAGAAGCUGUCCAUGUAUAUGAGCUUGUUGAGGGACUGCGAGGGCUACAAUGAGAUCAUAUUCCCACACUGUUCCUGCGACUCCCGACGCAAAGGCCAGGUCAUCACAGCCAUCAGUAUUCGCCACUUCAAGCUCCACGCUUGCACCGAGGAAGGGACACUCGAGGCAAGGGGCGACUCCAUGUCGAACCAGGUGAUUGCAUUUGAUUGGGGGGAAAUGCAGAGGUGGGACACAGAUGAAGAAGGCAUGGCCUUCUGCUUUGAAUAUGCUCGAGGGGAGAAGAAACCACGCUGGGUCAAGAUAUUUACACCCUAUUUCAACUACAUGCACGAGUGCUUCGAGAGAGUCUUCUGUGAGCUGAAGUGGAGGAAGGAGGUGGAAGAGGAGGCUACAGACAAGGACAAUAAGAACUGCAGUAAAGAUGGUAUGUGUGGCAAGAAUAUUUUCCAGCUGCUGAGGCACAGAAGGGAUGGAGGCACCUAGGCAGGGAGAUUGUUACCUAGACACACCGCUGUUACCGACCCAGUUCAGUUCAGUCCUCAUCAAGCCCCAGCGUCUCCACAUGUUCGUCAUUUAUACUCCAUGAUCAGCUACAACCUCAGAAGCUACCCUCGAGACAUGCAAAUCAACAAGCAUCUGCAAAUCUACAAAUCCAAUUAUCCGAACAAUAAAAAACGACAGAACUGUCAAAUCCCGCAUUGACAAGAGCUCUGAAAAAGAAAUGAGUUCUGUCUAAACUUAAAGCCAUGGAUUCAUCCAAUCCUUCUUCUUAUUGGCAAGGACUUGAAUUGGAAUGUGACUUCGGGGGGUUACGAGGCUCAGCAAGUGAUUACGGAAAUAUUGUUGGAUUUAUAAGGGAAAGUGAGGCUGCGGGUUGACUUCAGGACACUUGAUCUUCUCCAUUGACAGAUGGGAGCAGCAGUUCUCUGUCCUUUUGGCCAGUUGCUAGCGUGUAAGUUAACGAUGUGUCCAGGGGACUCCGAAAGGCAAGAAGCUGCCCAGAGUGAGGCCCUCAGAAUGUAAGUCACAGCUGAAUAACAUUUGUAUCUGUUUGACCAUCAAUUUGCAUUCACAAAAGACAACUACUAACAUUGUAUUGUGACAAAGGAGGGAGAGAAAGUGUACAUUCUUUUAUUUAUUUUUUUCAUUCAGAGACACAGCUGUGCUUAUUUGACACAUGAGCUGGAACAAUGUUUAACUUCACUCUAAUGUUGCACUUUAUCAAACUAAUCACGUCCAAAUGUGGGAAAUAUAACUCAAGAGGCAGAGAGUGAGCAUAUUACUCAAACUAGCCUGUGCUUAUUUUACACUCAUUUAUGACUGACUACAGUAUGAUUAUGUACUGCAUCAUCAAAUGGCACGUGCAAUGUUCUGUGAGUCAUGCAUUCUACUUUUGUCUAUUUAUCGUGUGAACACUCCACGCAAAUGUGUUGAGGCCAUUGUAGAGCGGCCUUGAUGGAGUGCAUCAUGUUUACCGUGUAUUACCAAUGAGAGACAGCAGGGGUCCUCCUCCUCGUUCCUGCAGGCCCUGAUUACUUGGAUUGUGAGAGCUCCCACCACAUUUAUUAAACGCCUGUAAUCCAGAAGGCCUUUACAAUCGCAGCACUAAUUAUCUCUGUAGCUCAUGCUGCGCAGUAAUGUUGAACCCAUUCAAUUGAAAGAGGAGUUCUUUGCAGAGAAGGGCAGCGUGCACACUUUAUCAACAUGAUAGAUACAAAGAUAACUGAGUACAUUCACUAAAUGCUUUUGUAGCAACUGAUCACAGAACUGUAAUUCAACGUUUCUCUCAAUGAGUCCAAUUAAUGUAGUACAAUAGACCUAAUGUAAUUUGGUGUAAAUUGAUAUUCUGAUGAUGCAACAAUGAUUUAAGGCUGACAAAAAAUUGUAUUACAUGUCAUAAUAUCAUCAGAAUAAGAUCACAUCACAGUGUUAUAAUGGUACUACCAUAUUCUGUAUGUCAGAAUGUGGCUAAUUCAUGCAAAAACAAAUAUAAAGAUAUUCAAACGAAUGCUCAAAGCUAAGACCUGUGUUGCACUGCAAUGCAUAGCGACCCCCCCCCCAACUCAUUUUCUUACUUCCUAAUUAAGUCAUGUGAGCAUUGUAUGAUGCCAGUGAAUGUUUGUAAAUGCUAAUAUUCCAUUUUCACCCAUCGCUAACUCCUGCUUGGCCUAUAAUGAGAAUAUUGACAGCAUUCUCUCCUCAGCUAAAAGCAAGUGAAGAGUCAGAGAUUGGGAUCAGUGGCUCUUGCUAAGAGUGCUUGUUUUAAUGAUGGUGCUGCUCACUUCUGGGGUGAUUAAUGACCUUCAACAGACUUUGGCAGGUGUGUAAAUGAGGUUUGAUUGAAUGUGUUGAGCCUUGAAGUGUGCGCUCGUCUCCCUCUCUUUCUCUCUGUCAUCCUGACUAAAGUUAAGUGUCACUCUUUAUUCCAACUUCAGCAUCUUUAAUUUUUUCAUCUGAUAUAGCAUUGCUUUCAAGAAGUCACACGAAGAAAGGAAGGAAGAUUGACAACCUGCAGAUUCAUGGACAUGUUGACAUGAGAAAUUUAAGACAAAAGUGUUUGGUUACGUCGUUUACUGUAAGAAAUUGUAACAUACAGUAUUCUUUUAAAUAAACCAAUUUAUUAAU